Molecule: messenger RNA, 610 nt
Organism: Alligator sinensis (Chinese alligator)
Lineage: Eukaryota; Metazoa; Chordata; Crocodylia; Alligatoridae
Gene: RPL11
Product: ribosomal protein L11
Exons: 5
Coding region: 61-564 (167 amino acids)
Biological process (GO): translation
Cellular component (GO): ribosome; cytosolic large ribosomal subunit
Molecular function (GO): RNA binding; structural constituent of ribosome
Source: RefSeq, a predicted model, not a curated record
CCUGUGCUGACGCGGCACGGUUGAUCUUAGCAGCAGGACCAGAGUGAGAAGGAGAACCCCAUGCGCGAGCUGCGCAUCCGCAAGCUCUGCCUCAACAUCUGCGUCGGGGAAAGUGGCGACAGACUCACUCGGGCAGCCAAAGUGCUGGAGCAGCUCACCGGACAGACCCCCGUCUUCUCCAAGGCACGAUAUACUGUCAGAUCCUUCGGCAUCAGGAGAAAUGAGAAGAUUGCUGUCCACUGCACAGUUCGUGGUGCCAAAGCAGAAGAGAUUCUGGAGAAAGGACUGAAGGUGCGAGAAUAUGAGUUGAGGAAAAACAACUUUUCUGACACCGGAAACUUUGGCUUUGGGAUCCAGGAACACAUUGACCUGGGAAUUAAAUAUGACCCGAGCAUUGGCAUCUAUGGUCUGGACUUCUACGUGGUUCUGGGCAGGCCGGGCUUCAGCAUCGCUGACAAGAAACGCAAAACUGGCAGCAUCGGGGCUAAGCACAGAAUCGGGAAGGAGGAGGCCAUGCGUUGGUUCCAGCAGAAGUAUGAUGGCAUCAUCCUUCCUGGCAAAUGAGCAGUUCCUGUUACCAGAAAGACCCAAUAAAAUUUUCUAACUGUAA